UUUCAAGGUGUCGUAGGCUUGUCCCGAGAAGGGGAUGGCAGCGAAGCGGUGCUUUGUGGUGUUCGACUUGGGCGGUGUUCUUUUCGGCUCCGGUGUACAGGGAGCCUUCCGGCGCCUCGAGGGGUCUCUGGGCCUGCCCGGUCGCUUCUUCCAAGAUGUCUUUUUGCAAGGAGGGCAGGAUGGGCCUUUCUCCAGAGCAAUGCUUGGUCAAAUUGGACUGACUCAGCUUAUGGGAGAGUUAGACGAAGAUUGCAAGAAGGUGGCGGCUGCCUCUGGACUCUCCCUCCCAGACAAGUUCUCUGUUGCUCAGGGUUUUGAGGCCAUGACAAAUGAAGAAUUACUGGACUCGCCUCUUCUGCGGGCUGCCCUGACUCUGCAAAACAAUGGUUUCAAGAUUGCUGUCCUUACAAACAACUGGAUUGACGACAGCCCCCAGCGCCACAGAACAGCACUUGUCCUCUGUCUGCUGCGGAAGUACUUUGAUGCAGUGAUUGAAUCCUGUCGCAUUGGCCUGCAGAAACCAGAUCCCAAGAUCUAUGAGUAUACCCUGGAGGUGCUGAAGGCAAAAGCUCAGGAGGUGAUACUUCUGGAUGACAUUGGUGCCAACUUGAAGCCUGCUCGGGAGAUGGGAAUGGCCACCAUCCUUGUGCGAGAUGCUGACUCUGCGCUAAAGGAGCUGCAAGAUUUGACUGGGAUUCAGCAUCUUGGCCAAGAAAGCUUGCCACCCCCCUGUGAUCCGGAAAAUGUAACCCAUGGCUAUGUGACGAUCAAGCCUGGAACCCAGCUGCACUUUGUAGAGCUGGGUAACGGCCCUCCAGUUUGUCUCUGCCAUGGCUUCCCAGAAUCCUGGUUCUCUUGGCGUCACCAGAUCCCAGCACUUGCUGAUGCCGGCUUCCGUGUCCUAGCCUUGGAAAUGAAAGGCUAUGGGGUCUCCACAGCUCCACCAGACAUAGAAGAAUACUCCCAGCAAGAAAUAUGCAAGGAUCUGGUGGUCUUCCUGGACAAACUGGGGAUUUCCCAGACAGUCUUCAUUGGCCAUGACUGGGGUGGGGCCAGCGUGUGGAACAUGGCACUCUUUUACCCCGAAAGAGUAAGGGCAGUGGCCAGUCUAAAUACACCCUUCAAGCCUGCAGAUCCUAAGGUGGAUGUAAUGGAAUUGAUCAGAUCUAUGCCGGUCUUCGAUUAUCAGCUCUAUUUCCAAGAACCUGGUGUGGCAGAGGCUGAACUGGAAAAGAACCUGAGAAGGACUUUCACCGUCAUGAUCCGGACAACUAAGAAAGAGGAUCAGCUGCCAGGAGUUUCUCUUAGUGUCAGCAAUGUACGAGAACGAGGAGGACUUCUGGUGGGACUUCCUGAAGAUCCACCCCCAAGUUCCCUUUUGCCAGAGCCAGUUCUCCAGUAUUACAUCCAGCAGUAUCAGAAGUCUGGAUUCAGGGGCCCACUGAACUGGUACCGGAACAUGCAGGCGAACUGGACCUGGAACGCCUCUGCACAAGGCAGAAAGAUCAGAGUGCCUGCUUUGAUGGUCACCGCUGGGAAAGACAAAGUUCUGCAUCCAAAUAUGAGCAAGCGUAUGGAAGAAUGGAUCCCUCAGCUGACCCGUGGCCACAUUGAGGAGUGUGGACACUUCACACAGAUGGAGAGGCCUGCAGCUCUGAACAAAAUCCUUAUUGAAUGGCUGAGAGACGUUCACAAGAAUGCUUCUCUGCAAACAGCUGCCAAGCUCUAAGCAGGACUCCCAGCACCCAUCCUGCUUGAAUCCUCACUGGCUGACUCUGGAGACUGCAGGGGGGGGGCAGGGAUGAUAGAAAAUUGUUCUGUGAAAGCACUGGAAGUUGCAUUGUUAUUUUCGUAUAUAUGGUAUGCACAAAUCUGCCUAUUUAGUGCCUUUUAAUCCCUCCCUCCCUCCAAGGAGCUCGGGGUGGCAUGAACAGUUCUCCUUUGCCUCUUUUGUCCUCCUUAUCCCAGCAACCCUGGAAAGCAGGUGAAGCUGAGACAGAGUUACUGGCCAAAUUUGCCCAGCAAGGUUCAUGGCAGGGGCAGAGGAGCAGGAACUGGGAAUUCCAGAUCCUAGGCUGAUAACUCUGCCUGCUGCACCACACCGACACUCAAAACAGAGCAAAGGGCACUUGCCCUCUCCGUGACCGCAAAGAACAACGACGUUGGAUCCAUUCACAGAUCUCCAGAUAUCACAUCUAGUUUGCCCUGGACUCAGAGUGGAUGUCUUUCCCAGCCCUUUCACCAGUGACACUUUAGCCAGUGCUACCACUAAGCUACAAAGCUCACUGGGUGACACUGGGCCUGUCACUUUCUCUCUGCCUGUCCUACCUCACAGAGUUGUCGUAGGGACAAAAUCUAAGAUUGGAGAAUCAUGAGCUCCUUGAAGCAAGAGUGGAAUAAAAAAUGUGCCAAAGGAGGCUGGAUCUCUGUAAGCAUGUGGGGGAACUGAGAACGUGGGUAUUAAAUGCAGAACUGAGCUUCUGGCAAACCUCGGCUCUUUGAAAAGUUUCUCGCACUUAAUGGCAGCAGGGAAUCUUUUUGAUGGUAGGAGUAAUUUGUGUUUGAUAUCUCAGGAGUCAAAGAAAUUCCCAAAGGUUUCUAGUAACCUGGGAUCGGAUACUUGUGGUUCCUGCAAAGCUCCUUGUCUAGAAGGAUCAAAACAUGCACACAAGUGGGUAUGACUAUGUAGGUAGCAGAAUUCAGCUUUUCCUUGGCACAGAAUUCGGUUUCCAGAAUCUUUAUGUACUGUCCAGCUUUAACGGGAGAUGCCAGGCCUUAAGUCUGGGGCCCUCCUUGUAUGCAUAAAGCAGACAGGCCUCCCUGCGCAGUUGCUCCCAAGUGCCUGCAGAAUCUGGCACUUUCUGGGCGUCUGGGUUUUUCAUUACCAGCAAGUUCCUGCUAACUGCUUUUAUUGCUAAUAAAGUAUUUUUCUUCAGAAGA
Gekko japonicus is the source of this 2940-nucleotide messenger RNA. RefSeq names its product epoxide hydrolase 2, cytoplasmic (gene EPHX2). Gene Ontology annotation, biological process: cholesterol homeostasis; phospholipid dephosphorylation. The transcript is spliced from 19 exons. Gene Ontology annotation, cellular component: peroxisome. The coding region runs from base 35 to 1729 and encodes 564 amino acids. Lineage: Eukaryota; Metazoa; Chordata; Lepidosauria; Squamata; Gekkonidae. The record is from RefSeq and is a predicted model, not a curated record. Gene Ontology annotation, molecular function: lipid phosphatase activity; magnesium ion binding.